This is a messenger RNA of Peromyscus californicus insignis, 5108 nucleotides long. Its product is annotated as olfactory receptor 2D2-like. The record is from RefSeq and is a predicted model, not a curated record. Bases 2000 to 2938 code for a protein of 312 amino acids. Gene Ontology annotation, molecular function: olfactory receptor activity; G protein-coupled receptor activity. The transcript has a single exon. Gene Ontology annotation, cellular component: membrane. Gene Ontology annotation, biological process: G protein-coupled receptor signaling pathway. Lineage: Eukaryota; Metazoa; Chordata; Mammalia; Rodentia; Cricetidae.
AUAUUCAAAAGCUCUAUAAAAAUUGAGGAUGAAUAACUCUGAAAUUGGAAGACUUUAAUUAAGCCUCAUAGCAAAUGCCCACCCAGGCCAGUGGGCAUUCCCAGUUGUGUUGUCAAGGGGCAGCCAGGCAAGAAGUGACAGUCCCCUCCUUUCCCACACCCAUGUGCCUGCUUCAGCCUUAAGUGGACUCUUAAGGAGCAGUCACAGAAAGAAUCUGGUAAGAGCUGGCACUUGGGUUCUUGGGGCCCCUGUCCCCAUCCCAAGUCCAACCUGAGGCAUGAACAGAAAGUGUUGAAUGUUCGUGCAGUUCAGCAGAGGGUCACCAGAAAACUAAAGGAAGCUUCCACCAGUUUUCUCUAGUCUGAUUGUCCUCAGCCAUCUGAUCUUCCAUUCACUUACCCAUCUUUCCUUCAGCUAAAAUUUUCUGAAGAUAGACUGGGUAUGGUGGUGUACCCCUUUAAUCCCAGGAGAGGCAGGCAGAUCUCUGAGUUCAAAGCCAUCAUGGUCUACAGAGUAAGUUCUAGGACAGCCAGGACUACACAAAGAAUUUGUCUCAAAAAUAUAAAUAAGAUAAAAAUUUCUGAAGAUUAUGUAACAGUGGUCAUAGCGGCACAUGAUCUGAGCACAUUGCUAGGACAGAGACGAUAAAUCCAUAUGGUAUAGGGGCUAAGCAGGCAAUAUCAAUUCAUGAACCCAGUCUAUAAAAGAAUAAGAACUGAGAAUAGGGAAGUGCACACCCUAUUCCAAAGGACAGUCAGAGAUAUUUACUCACAUCCAGGCUAUUUCUGAAUAUAGAAACAAGGGUUGAACAAGGCCAGGUCUAAUAUGUGAUCCUGAAGGUCCAGUUUUGUAUGCAUAAGUUCAACUGUUCAGAAACAUUAGCAAUUAAUUAAAAAGUAAAAACUAGACAAUCCAGACAAAAUAUGUCUAUAGCUUAUGUACAGCCUGCAGGAUCCCAUUAAAUGGCCUCUGCCAUGCAAUUUUAGCCUGAGACAUGAUGAUUCUUUGGUCAAUUCUUAAAAAUAAAGUCAAGGUAGUUUCUGGAGAGACUUACUACAUGUCUCUGUGAUAGUUCACAAAGCAGACUGUUGGAAGGAACCUAGGGAACCAGGACAUCCCAUGGGUCCCGUUAUAACUGGGUAUGGAGGGUUGUGGAGAUGGCUCAGCUGGUAACGUGCUGGCCAUGCAAGUCUGAGGACCUGAGUUCAAGCUCCAGAGCUCACAUUCAAGCCAGAUGUGGGGCAGGGGUUAAGUGUCCUUGUUGCUUUAGCAGAGGAUGCAAGUUUGAUUCCAAGCACCCACAUGGGAGCUCACAACUUCUUGUAACAUUAGCCCCAAGGAACAUGAUACCUUCUUCUGGCUUCUGUGGGUACCUCCAUACAUGUGGCAUGCACACACACACACACACACACCUUUUUUUUUUCAAGAUAGGGUUUGUCUGUGUAGCUUUGGCUGUCCUAGAACUUGAACUCACAGAGAUCCUCCUGCCUCUGCCUUGUGCUGGCAUUAAAGGUGUGUGCCACCACCACCCAGUCACAUACACCUUUUAAAUCCUAAUGGUGAUUUUAAAAAAACAAAACACUUUAACACAAAUCAUGUGAAGUCUCGACCCUGAUCCUAAUCUUUAUCCAUGUGAGAUUCAGUAACUUCUGUAGUCCCAAGACAAAAUGGAAAUUAGGGGGAGUAGCAGAGGGACAUGAGGCUGUGUUGGGAGAAGUGGUCAGAUCAUAGGUUCAGACCAGAAUGGAAAGUACACUACAGGGCUACCCUGGACUGUUCCCACCAUUUGCACCAGUAAAGCCCUUAGGAAAUCCUGAGCCAAAUCCCAGUAUCACUCAAACUACAAAUGGGAAUUACUUCUCAGCACCCCCCACUUGCCAAUCCAAAGCCUCCUGAAACUGUCAGUGUAAAUGGACAGUGGGUACAGAGAUGCCCUGCACACCCCUGCGAUGCUCAAUGAAUCACAUAUCUGAAACCUCUUUAAACAGGAGAGAUCACAAUGCAGGAAGUCAACUGGUCCACCGUGACAGAAUUCAUUUUAUUGGGCUUCACCCCUGACCCCAGGACCAAUCCUCUGCUCUUCACUUUCUUUUUAGUCUUUUACCUGUUGAUCCUCGUGAGCAACAGUCUCCUCAUUACACUCAUCCACCAGGACUCACGUCUUCACACACCCAUGUACUUUUUCAUCGGUGUCCUCUCCACGCUGGAUGUGUGCUAUACCACCACCACUGUGCCCCAGAUGCUGGUUCAUAUUCUCAGCAAGAAGAGGGCCAUCUCCUUUACAAGAUGUGUGGCCCAGAUGUACAUCUUUCUCCUUUUUGGCGUCACUGAGUCCUGGCUUUUCUCCAUCAUGUCUGUGGACAGGUAUGUGGCCAUCUGCCACCCGCUCAGGUACAAGGUCAUCAUGAGCCGUGGAAUGUGUCUCCUAAUGGUGGGUAUCUGUGCCACUUAUGGUGUGGUGGGUGGCCUGUGCUAUACUUUCUUUGCUAUGCGACUGCCCUAUUGUGGUCCUAAUGAAAUUGAUCACUAUUUCUGUGAGGUCCCUGCUGUUUUGAAGUUAGCCUGUGCCGACACAUCCCUCAAUGACUUGGUGGAUUUCAUCACAGGCUUCAAUGUCAUUGUGGUCCCACUCUCCCUCAUUGGCAUCGUCUAUGCCAACAUCUUCACCACCAUCAUGAAGAUCCGCUCAACCCAGGGGAGGAUCAAGGCCUUUUCCACCUGUGCCUCCCACAUCACUGUGGUCACCAUGUUCGCCAUCCCGUGUAUCAUCAUGUACAUGAGUCCUGGCUCUGGCUCCUUAUCAAACAGUGGCAAGAAAAUGGCCCUCUUCUAUAACAUCGCCACAGCCUUCCUCAACCCUGUCAUCUAUAGUCUGAGGAACAAGGAUGUGAAAAGGGCUUUCCUCAAAGUGGUGGGAUGGAGUGGGGCUCCAGAGUGACACUUUAAAGCUGAGUGCCUGGGGAGCUGAACCAAGUAGGACUUACAGUCACCACCUUCCCAGGAACUCUUCCAUGAGAUAAGCAGGAUCCCGACUCCAUAAAGAUACAGCUCUUCACCCUUGCCCAGGUCGGGGAGGAACAGGAGGCUCAGACAUCUACAGUGAGUGAUGCUCCCUGAGACAGACGAUUAUGAAGGAAGGGCCCACCGGUCAAGAACCUGGGCUUUACUGCCAGACAGAACAGGGCUAGAAGAAUUAAUGUUGAGUUUGAAUGUGAACCGUCCCUCAUAGGCUCAUGUAUUUUAAACACUUUGUCCCCAGCUGGUGACAAUGUUUGGGAAGGUUGUGGAACCUUUAGGAGAUGAAGCCUGGCUAGAGAAAGUGGGCCAUUGGGUUUUAUGACAUGGUCUCACAUCCUGUACCACCAAGAUGUCGGGAGAUGUGGAGUCCCAGCUGCACACUGUCGCUUUCAUGGAGCCACCUGCCACAUGCCUUCCCCACCACGAUGGACUAUGUCCCUUCAAAAUGUAAGCCCCAGCAAACUCUUCCUCCCUUAAGCUGCCUCUUGUCAAAUAUCUGGUCACAGUAACAAGGAAAGUGACUAAUAAAGUUUUAUCAGUUACUAAGUAUGUGAAUUUUACAAGUCACUUAACUACUAAGAAAUUAGAGUUUUCUAAUUCUUUCUCACAGGGAGAUUGCAAUGAUUACAUGAGGUAAUAUAUGAAAAUACCUGCUACGGAGGAUGGCAUAUUUUAGCUUCUUUCAGCAAGUGUUUAUUAUUUUUCAAACACUUCUUUUUAAAUUCUUAUUUUAUUUUUACUUUAUUUGUGUUGGGGUGUUUUGCCUGCAUUUAGGUCUAUGCACCACAUGCAUGCAGCUCCCAUGGAGGCCAGAAGAGAGCAUCAGAUUCUUCUGGCACCGGAAUCACAGAUGUUUGGGAACCACUAUGUGGGUGCUGGGAAUCAAACCCAAGUCCUCUGCAAGAGCAGCCAGUGUUCUUAACCACUGAGCCAUCUCUCAAGCCCUUUAUAUUCAAUGUUUUAUAUUCAUUAUUGAGCAAUGAACCACCAUGCAUCAAUCAGCUGUGAUCCUCUUGGGUUCUGAAAGUGGCUGGAGAGAGUAAAGGAAAAGAGAGGGAAAUGGAAGAUGCAGAAACUCAAAGAGACUCUGCUGAUAAGCAAAGCUGCAUCUGCCCCUAGAGCAUCUCCAGAUGUUAUGGAGGAAGGGCCACUGCUAAACGUCUCUGUGCUUUUGAAAAGAAUGUCUGCUUCUGUUUUUUCUCAUUGCUCCUUGUUUAAAUAAAGUCCAUUCUGGCAACUUUCAGCCUGUCUUGAUGCUAUCAAAAAAAAAAAAAAAAAGACUCUGUCCACACAAGGGUCAGAGAAGUGAGGGAAAGCAGAAGUAGAGAGUGGGUAUAGCGUUACCCUGGGUCUGGGGAGAGAAAGGGACCCAAUGGGGAGUUUGAAAUUGGCUAUUUCAUGAAUGGAGGGGCCUUCCUUCCCACACUCUCCUCAUUCCACUCAGGGUCUUUAUAAGCGCAAAUCAUCUCUGUGGGUUUCACUGCUCUUCAGCUGCACUGCUAGGCACCACCACAUUUAUUGGCUUUUGCCUUUACUUGAUGCUGCAGGAACUACUGCACCCACCAAAGAGGAGGCUCUCCUUCUGUGGGAGGCCUAGCGGCGUGCCAUAAGUUAAUAUGAACUCUUGAGUCCUUCCCCAGGUCCUUGCUUCCUAUCAAACCCCUUGCAGGAGAAUGAAGAAGAUAGGAAGGAAGAGGGAGGAAGAGAGGAAGGAAGGGGAGGAGGGAGGGAGGAAGGGGUCAACUUUGUUGGUCUGGAAUGUUUAACAUCAAGACUGAUGGCAUAGCCUUGCCCCUUCAUGAGAAUCCAGGGCCCUUGCCAAGGGAGCAUGUUCCCAGUGUUCUCAAAUGUAUUACCUUAUCUACCAACCAGAGCCAGACUGCUGCAUAAAUAAUGAAUCAAAAUGAGAUAUAAGUAAUGAACAGGGCCUAUAGCUGCAGCAUACGGUUACAUGGUGUUAUUGACAAAGAAGGGGCUUUUAUAAAUUAUUCAGAAAAUAUGGGGCCAGUGAGACGGCUCAGCAGGUAAAGGCACAUGCCACCAGGCCUCACGUGUGCUGUGGUGUGUGUGUGUGUGUGUGUGUGUGUGUG